Lethenteron reissneri (Far Eastern brook lamprey) is the source of this 3019-nucleotide messenger RNA. It is a transcript of the gene XAB2, whose product is annotated as XPA binding protein 2. The record is from RefSeq and is a predicted model, not a curated record. Lineage: Eukaryota; Metazoa; Chordata; Hyperoartia; Petromyzontiformes; Petromyzontidae. Gene Ontology annotation, biological process: mRNA splicing, via spliceosome; generation of catalytic spliceosome for first transesterification step. Gene Ontology annotation, cellular component: post-mRNA release spliceosomal complex; Prp19 complex; U2-type catalytic step 2 spliceosome. Gene Ontology annotation, molecular function: protein binding.
CUUUUCAAAAAAAGGAAUCGAUCCGGGCGAGGAAGCCAUCGCCACAAGUUCAGGGCCAUGGUGUCCGCGGGGCCGACCGAGGCGGAGCUGACGGUGAAGAAGACGGCGGCGAAGGCGCCACCGCCGACGACGAACAAGAAGAAGGGGGGCGAUACGGACAUCUUCUUCGAGGAGGAUGACCUCCCCUACGAGGAGGAGAUCAUCCGCAACCCGUACUCGGUCAAGUGCUGGUUGCGCUACGUGGAGUUCAAGCAGGGAGCCACCAAUCAGGUCGUCAACUUGGUGUACGAGCGGGCACUCAAGGAGCUUCCCGGGAGCUACAAGCUGUGGUACAAUUACCUUAAGCUGCGGCGGAAACAAGUGAAGGGGAAAUGCAUCACAGACCCUGCGUUUGAAGACGCAAACAACUGUCAUGAGAGGGCGCUGGUCUUCAUGCACAAGAUGCCGCGAAUAUGGCUCGACUACUGCCAGUUCCUGAUGGACCAGUGCAAGAUCACACGUACGCGGCGCACGCUCGACCGAGGGCUGCGCGCCCUGCCCAUCACACAGCACAUGCGCAUUUGGCCGCUCUACCUCAAGUUCGUGGGCAUGUACCCUCUGCCCGAGACGGCCGUCCGUGUCUACAGGCGGCAUCUGAAGCUUUGUCCAGAGAAUGCAGAGGAGUACAUAAAGUAUUUGGUCUCCAUCGACCGUCUGGAUGAAGCGGCCAUCCGUCAGGCUAAGAUCGUGAAUGACGAGCGCUUCAUUUCAAAGGCUGGCAAGUCAAACCACCAGCUAUGGCACGACCUGUGCGAGCUCAUUUCCAAGAACCCGGACAAGGUCAAGUCGCUGAAGGUGGGGGCCAUCAUCCGCGGCGGUCUGACGCGCUUCACGGACCAGCUGGGACAGCUCUGGUGCUCGCUGGCCGACUACUACAUCCGCAGCGGCCACUUCGAGAAGGCACGGGACGUGUACGAGGAGGCGAUCCAGACGGUGACGACGGUCCGCGACUUCACGCAGGUGUUCGACGCGUACGCGCAGUUCGAGGAGAGCAUGAUCAGCGCCAAGAUGGAGGCAUCAGGAGAGCAGGGAGCGAGCGAAGAUGAUGACUUGGACGUGGAGCUGCGGCUGGCGCGGUACGAGCAGCUCAUGGACCGGAGGCCGCUCCUCCUCAACAGCGUCCUGCUGCGGCAGAACCCCCACAACGUUCACGAGUGGCACAAGCGCGCCAAGCUCUACGAGGGCAAACCGAGAGAGAUUAUCAACACGUACACAGAGGCGGUUCAGACCAUAGACCCUGUGAAGGCCACCGGCAAGCCGCACACGCUCUGGGUGGCAUUCGCCAAGUACUACGAAGAAAACGACCAGAUUGAAGAUGCUCGCACCAUUUUCGAGAAGGCCACCAAGGUGGCGCUGAAGAGUGUGGACGACCUGGCGGGCGUCUGGUGCGAGUUCGCCGAGAUGGAGCUGCGUCACGAGAACUACGACGAGGCCCUGCGCCUCUUGAGGCGAGCCACAGCCAUGCCGUCCCGGAAGGCGGAUUACUUUGACACGUCGGAGCCGGUGCAGAACCGACUGUACAAAUCUCUGAAGGUGUGGUCCAUGCUGGCCGACCUGGAGGAGAGCCUGGGCACCUUCAAGUCGACAAAGGCAGUUUACGAUCGCAUCAUUGAUCUCCGCAUUGCUACGCCACAAAUAAUAAUCAACUACGCCAUGUUUCUGGAAGAACACAACUACUUUGAAGAAAGCUAUAAGGCAUACGAGCGAGGGAUUGCUUUGUUCCGCUGGCCCAACGUGUUUGACAUCUGGAACACCUACCUGGUGAAAUUCAUCGAGCGCUACGGUGGAAAGAAGCUGGAGAGGGCUCGAGAUCUGUUUGAGCAGGCAUUGGAAGGCUGCCCACCCAAGUUUGCAAAGAGCUUCUACCUGCUGUACGCCAAGCUGGAGGAGGAGCACGGGCUUGCGCGACACGCCAUGGCGGUGUACGAGCGCGGCACGCGUGGUGUCGAGCCCUCGGAGCAGUACUCCAUGUUCAACAUCUACAUCAAGCGCGCCGCCGAAAUCUACGGCGUCACGCACACGCGCGCCAUAUACGAGAAGGCCAUCGAGGUGCUGCAAGAUGACCACGCUCGCGAGAUGUGCAUGCGUUUCGCCGACAUGGAGUGCAAACUCGGGGAGAUUGACCGUGCCAGGGCCGUCUACUCGUACUGCUCGCAGAUGUCGGAUCCCCGCACCACAUUGUCCUUCUGGCAGACGUGGAAGGAGUUUGAGAUCAAGCACGGUAACGAGGACACGGUGCGGGAGAUGCUACGCAUCAAGCGCAGCGUGCAGGCCACCUACAACACGCAGGUCAACUUCAUGGCGGCACAGAUGCUGGCAGCCUCAUCCACCACCACCGGAACAGUGGCUGACCUUGCACCUGGACACGGCCCCGUGGAUGAGAUGAAACUACUUGAGCAGAAAGCUCAGCUUUUGGCUGCCGAGGCUGCCAAGGACAAACCCAAGAGCAAGGAGAAAAUUCUCUUCGUCAGGAGCGACACGUCCAAGAGUGAGCUGUCCGAGCUCGCCAAGCAAAGCAACCCCGACGAGAUUCAUAUCGACUCGGACAACGACGAGGAAGCCGGGGAGCCUGACGAGGUGCAAGUGGAACAGAAGGCGGUGCCCAGCGAGGUGUUUGGAGGACUCAAGGAGGACUGAAGACCCCCCCCACAUUCCCAUUAGGCAGUAGGGGCUCUCGCACCAAACAUGUACUGUACAUUUUCAAUGCUUCAUAAACACGCGCUCUGCUUUCCCCAUUGAAUAUUAUUGUACUAACAGGUUCCAUCGUACAGAAUGGUACAAUGUUUAUGGUGGAAUUCGUGUGUUUUUAAGAUCUAACACAACAAAUGUCUUGUUAGAAGAUGAUUAAGGAAGUGAUUAGUAUGUUCGGAAAGCAAUUCACAGGCUUUGUAAAAAGUGGACUUUUGAAAUGUUUUGGUUGGAUAAAACUGCCACACAUUUGUGUAUUUUCAAUAAAUGCUUGCAAAAAUGUUUGUCAACA